This is a messenger RNA of Chenopodium quinoa (quinoa), 1790 nucleotides long. RefSeq names its product tryptophan synthase beta chain 2-like. The record is from RefSeq and is a predicted model, not a curated record. Bases 139 to 1647 code for a protein of 502 amino acids. Gene Ontology annotation, molecular function: pyridoxal phosphate binding; tryptophan synthase activity; L-serine hydro-lyase (adding indole, L-tryptophan-forming) activity. The transcript has 7 exons. Gene Ontology annotation, biological process: L-tryptophan biosynthetic process. Lineage: Eukaryota; Viridiplantae; Streptophyta; Magnoliopsida; Caryophyllales; Amaranthaceae.
UCCAACAAUUCUAAUUUAAUGCAAACAACUUUCCUUCCUUUCUUGUUUAUAAUAAUGUGGGUUAAUUAAUUUUUAUAUUAUAGACGAGUACAAACUUUGUUUCAAGUUUUACUGAUUUCAGUAAACUGAACUAAAAUAAUGGCAACUCAAGCUCUUCUUUCUUCUUCUCUGACUGUUUGUCCAAGCUUCAACUUCAAGGGUGAUGGACCAGGCAUCAGGUAUUCAUCAUUGAAUACUAAGUCAUUGAAAUUUGUGAAGGUUUCCACUGGAUUUAAAGUAAGAGCACAAGCUGCUGCAUAUGCUGAUUCACGAGGAAUCGAAAUCCCAAAACAUUGGUAUAACAUAACUGCUGAUCUUUCUGUUAAACCCGCUCCACCCCUGAAUCCUCGGACUUUUGAGCCUGUCAAACCGGAAGAUUUGGAACCUCUCUUCCCUGAAGAGUUGAUCAAGCAGGAAGUGAGCAAUGAAAGAUUUAUUGAAAUACCGGAGGAGGUUAUUGAUGUUUAUAGUCUAUGGAGGCCAACUCCUCUUAUCAGAGCCAAGAGAUUGGAGAAGCUCCUUGGAACUCCUGCGAGGAUUUAUUACAAGUAUGAAGGUGUUAGCCCUGCAGGAUCACAUAAACCUAACAGUUCAGUACCACAAGCUUGGUACAAUGUGCAAGCAGGUGUCAAAAAGAUUGUGACUGAAACUGGAGCUGGACAAUGGGGUAGUGCCCUUGCCUUUGCUUGCAGCAUAUUCAACCUAGAUUGCGAAGUGUGGCAAGUUCGUGCCUCAUAUGAUCAGAAACCUUAUAGGAAACUGAUGAUGCAGACUUGGGGUGCCAAGGUUCAUCCGUCACCAUCUGACUUAACUAAUGCAGGCCGGAAUAUCCUGCAAUUAGAUCCAUUGAGCCCUGGCAGUCUAGGAAUAGCAAUAUCAGAAGCCGUAGAGGUUGCUGCAGCAAAUCCUGAUACAAAAUACUGUCUAGGAAGUGUGCUUAAUCACGUCCUGUUACAUCAGACUAUUAUAGGCGAGGAAUGUAUAAAACAGAUGGAAGCAUUUGGUGAGACCCCUGACGUGAUAAUUGGGUGUACUGGUGGAGGGUCCAAUUUUGGAGGGCUAUGUUUCCCUUUUAUUAGGGAAAAACUGAGUGGUAAAAUGAAUCCUCUCAUAAGAGCUGUUGAGCCUGCUGCUUGCCCUUCCUUGACCAAAGGGGUGUUUACUUAUGAUUACGGUGAUACUGCUGGGAUGACUCCGUUGCUGAAGAUGCACACUCUUGGUCAUGACUUCAUCCCAGACCCUAUCCAUUCCGGUGGGCUGCGUUACCAUGGUAUGGCACCAUUGAUUUCACAUGCAUAUGAAUUGGGUUUGAUGGAAGCAGUGGCUAUUCCACAAACUGAAUGUUUCCAAGGAGCCAUACAAUUUGCAAGGUCUGAAGGACUAAUCCCUGCACCAGAACCAACCCAUGCCUUAGCCGCUGUUAUCAGGGAGGCUCUUCAUUGCAAAGAAACGGGAGAAUCUAAAGUGAUUCUGAUGGCAAUGUGUGGACAUGGCCACUUUGACUUGCCAGCCUAUGACAGCUUUUUGCAAGGAAAAUUAGUCGAUCUGUCCUUUUCUGAGGAGAAGAUACGAGAAUCACUUGCCAAAAUCCCCCAACGUGUGUCUUGAAGAGCUGAGUCCUAAAAUUUAAAGCAAGGUUGCUGCCGCCAACCUGCCAACUGUACUGUGAACUUUUUGACGAAACAUGACUGCGAUGUUUGGAAUAGGGACACCAAAACAAUGUGCUACUACUGCAGUACUUGUACAGAGGG